CCAAAACCAACCUACAUAGCUACCAGUUAUUGCUAGCAAACUAUGGGCUUCUAACUAGGCUGAGGAAUAGUUGUAAUGUACAUUCCAUUAAUUUCAGUUAGAUGCAGAAGGGUAAUCUGAAACAGCAAUGGUGACAGCCAGUGCAUUCAUUAUGAAAACUCUUACAACUAGAGAGCACAAAGAGGAAGAACAUGUCACACCAAAUGACGAAAAAUUUUGUUUGGUGUUUUAAAAAUUCUCCAUUUGUCUUAUCCAUCCAUAUUGCCUUUAAUCUGAAGUCCUGUGUGAAUUCGCUGGUCCAAACAUAGCCCAAACCAUGAUAGUUACUAUUUCUCACAUAUUGUAAGAAAUUGAGGAUUUUCCAGGCUGGAACAUUCCAGAUAGAUUCCUAAUUAUUGUGAAAGUACCAGUGUUCUUUACAUUUGGUGAUUCACUGAUACAAAGAGUUAAUGAAUGAUCCUGGUGGAGAGAAAAGUUCAGACUGGCUUCCAUCUCUUAUUCCACACCUCGGGGAGAGUAUAAGGAGGCUUUGAGGGUCAGGCCACAUAACAGUCUGGUCACACGAGAGCAUGGAGGGGAAAUGAGCUUCUGGAGCUCUUUAAAUCUCUCUUCUGUCUAUCUUUCCAUCCUCUAAGGUCCCAUUAUUCAGAGCUUAUUUUGCCAAGAGACUGCCACCAUAUCUAUCCACUGUGUGUUAAAAGCAAUGAUUUUUCUUGCAAAUUAUUAUCAUGGUGUGCACUAGUGUAAAAUUCUGCUUAUUAAUUAACCAAAAAUUAGUGUCCACUAGUGUAAUAUCCUGCUGUAGAUUUGUGAAAGUUCAGAAAAGCAAGUAUUUUCAAAUUGACAAAUCAAAGCUUCCUUGAGAAGCAAAUUAGAAUUCUGAAAUCCCACCUCACAGACAAGAAAUUUUUGCUGUAUUAAAGCCAAAACCCUCCUUUGCCUUUCGAUUAAGGCUAUUAGCAUGCAGCUCAUGAGAAUGGCCUCACUGCCAUUUCAGUGGCUCUUCCUGUCUCCAGAUGGGUUAAGAAUCAUGAACAAUUUUCUGCAUUCCUUUUCCAACCUUGUUUUUCUCUUCCCAUCUGUUCAGGAGUAUUUCUUCCUCUCCUUUUCUCAUCCUUAUUUUUCAUCCCCUAGAAAGGAGCUCAUGCUGUUUGGAGGAUCUUCAUAUUACCGAAGAUGACACUAGUAGAGUCCAUCUUACUGCAUACCUAAGAGAUGAUGAUGCUUUUAAACUGGUAAAACAACUCAUCAGCAUCUUCACUUGUCUUUCCUGGCUUUGCCAACUUGACUUUCAAAAAUGCAGUCAGUGUAAUGCUGUAUUCUUUAAGGCUUUCACUGGCUCUUCGGUAGUUGAGAUACUGAUGAUGUUGUUCACAGAUUUCACAAAAUGUUUUUUUCUGAUUGAAAGGGUGUUUUGAAGAAUGAUAAUUUACUUAUGGGUUUUAAAGUAAACUAGUCAAACUAGUCUGUAUAAAGCUUCUAUCAUGGGACUUAAAUUAUGCUAAUGGACUAGAUGACAUAUAUAAGUCCAUCAUAAGUUUGUUCUGAAAAUAUGCAUUUUGGUUUUUUCCACCUCUUUUGUGCCAACCCUGAACUAGUAGUGUUGUUCUUUUAAAACUUUGUGGGUUCAAAAUGCUCUGCAUCUCUGGCAACUGUUUUGAAUUAUUACGUCAUGCUGGUCACUGAAUGAAACUUCAUUGAAGCUGAUGGGCUUAUUAAUAUUCAUGCUUCACUUAUAAUAAAUCCAGGCCUCAUGCCAUUAUAUCACUGACAGCUGAGACAGUACCAGCCACACCUACAGCACAGGGGACAUGGACAAGACGUUGGAGAUUUAAGUGAAGUGUGUAGGAGGUUCUGCUGUUGGUUCAGAUAAAAUGUUUCUCUGUGUGCAGAAACAUCAACCUAGAAACACACUACAAAAUUCUGUGGAGAAAAUAAGGCCAGAAAAGCAAUGUAAAUGUAUUUUUAAAAAGAAGAGGGGAGGGGGACCCCUUCUGUGCAUAGUUGUUCAUGGAAGAAGACUUGGAACUACAAGCAAAGAGAUUUCUUUCUGGUCUGGAUUAAUCCUCUUUCUAGGGGAACAAAACCUUCACAUACAUAAUGUGGAAAUAAAAGGUACUGCACCUAAUAAAUACUUCACUCCAUCACUGAUUUAUCUUCCUAAUGAAAAUAGCCUACAAACCUCCUCUUGGCUCAACCUGAGUAAAAAAUGGUGACAUUAAUAGCAGAAGCAAAUCCAGAUUCUGAGGAGAUAAGUUGAAAGUUUCUAUUAACCUUGAACUCACUUGGAAUGUGAAGAAAGAAAAUAUUUUUAUUUGAAACUAUUUUCUGUUUCUGAUAUCCUGGAGAAUACUUGUAUUGUCUCACCUCAAAUAAUGUAAACUACUGCUACUCAAACAUGAUCUUCUUGGGAGGGAAACUGAGAUUUAUUCAUUACUUCAGGAACACAUCUUAUAAGGCUGAGAAGACAAGUGUGACAGGGGUUUUAGCAGUCAUUUUGUCUGCUGGCAUGCUACUACACUUCUUGAAAUAACUUCACUUCUUUAGCUCUGGGAGCUAGAGACUGGCUUUAUAAUUUGGAGCCUAUCACCCUGAAUUUCCAGAACAUAACUACAAGGUAGGAGAGGGAAUAAAAAUCUACCUAUCUUGGCAGGAAUCCAGAGAAGACUUUGGUGGUUUCUGCCAGAAACAGAAGACUUCUAAGACAAACUGGCAAUAAAUUAAUUAGACAAACUUAGACUUGCAGAUUAAACUCAAAGAAAGCAAGCCAAAAGUAUUCUGAGAGGCUGUGGAAUUCACUGCAGAACCUGAAUCUUCUUGCAUCAGUGCAUCAGAAGAGGAAGCAGUUAUCAGUGAAGAAAAUGGAAAUGGAUUAUCACGAGCCUAAAAAUAUGUCUGUGUUUAAUAUGCACUAUGGAGAAGGAGAUUUGGGUCUGUCUCCUGACUGAAGGUUUUAUGUUGGUUCUUUUUAGAAUAAAACUGGUUUCUAAAAUGAGAGAAAUCAAAACUAAUGUAAGAAAAAAGUUAAUUGCCAAGUUUAUGAAAAUCUUGGCCAUAAUAAAUAAAAGUAAUUGAAAUUAAGCAAGAUGCCUAGGUAGGUGUGAGGACAUAUGAACUCGUAAUUGCUUUGGAUUUCUUUGUGGUAAAAUAUGAGUACUACUGAAUACCUACAAAGUGUCCAACAGAGUCAGUUUAUGGAAAUCCAUUUUAAAGCUGAAGCCCAAGUCAUCAAAGGAAAGGAUCUAUAAAGGCAACUGAUUUGCAAUGGACAGAUUAUCCUGUCUGCAAAAGCACACAUCAUUGUAGCUACCUGCUGUGGUAGUUUUCUAGAAGAGGGAAGAGAAGAUAAAGUGAAACAAUUUUUGUAAAGGGAUUCUAGCUGCUGAAGUCUUUUUGGUUUUGAAAGAGAGAUGGAUGCUUGUUUAUUUGCUGAGCACUUUUGAUGAGCAAAAGCAGUAGGAAAAAAACAAAUGCAAAACAGGAGGCAAUGUAUCUAGUAAAUACAUAUAUACAAGGAAACUACAGGGGAGAAAAUAAGCUUAUUUUGAUACUGAAUUUACUCUAAUGUAUUACUCUAACAUUAGAUGUAAAACAUGGGAUGAUCUAAGAAACUUUGUCAUUGUAAAGUAAUCAUCCUGAUCAAGCAUGGAUCCUGUAGAGCAGUGAUAAAAGGGCAAUACUUUUAUUAAACAGCUAGCUCACCAUUUACCUGCUGCAAAGAUGGCGUAAGUCCUCUGAGACAUCAAGGAAUUAAUCAUGCCUUCCUCACUUCGGAGCCUAACCUAUCAUUCUGAUGAAAAGAUAAAAGCAGAUUCAGUGGGCUACUGAAAGCAAGUUUACAGAAGGGUUCAUGCUCAAUAAGGAAUAGAUGGAGCCAGGGAUGUUGUGGCAUGAAGAGAAGGCUGACCCAAAGUGCAGGAGUAGGACUGCCCUCACAGCAGGCUAGGACCUCUGGUGAAAAACGUACACAGUGUUCCCACUGUGUUUGAAAAAAUACUGGGAAUGGUGUUUCAUGAGACAUCAUGUUUGUUCGACCCACGUAGUAUUUGAUGCAUGCUAGUGUCUGAGUGAAAACCAAUACAUCUGCCAAAGAUCCGUGAUAAGCUGAAGAUCUCUUACUAGCUACUGUACCCAAGAAGAUACAGCCUGUUUAAGAAAGAAGCCAGUGUGCACAUAGAAGAUGCACAUACUAGUUUUCCUCUGAAAAAAAAAGGACUAUGCCUCCAAUAUGUCCAGCUCUACAUAUCAACAGCCACAUUUUGUAAAACUCCUCUUAUUACAGAGCAGUUACUUGGAAGUUCAACAGUAUUGCUAAAUCAGUGGAUAGAUAGGCAAGGGGAAACAUUUCAAAGCUGAGCACGGUUUAGCAUUUCCACAGUUCUUAAGGGCUCUUUAACCACUGCCUUUGUCUGAGCCUGUUUCAGACUGUCUUUUGUAUGGAGCACAGAUUCUGAUAUACUUUCAGAGAAGUAUGGGUGAACAGACAAAUAAUUUAAGUGUACAGUAGCUACUUACAGCAAAUGUAUAAGAAGCAUUUCCUUCAGGUUUUGUACUGGAGAAUAGGAGUGCACAUAGAUAGUGCAACCCCACAGUGGUUUGCUAUAUUCGAGUGCAAAAUGCACUGCAGAGUUUUGACAAUUACCUGUAGUAAUGCUCAUGUUCAAUCAAGAAAGCUUUGAUGAGAACAGAUGCCUGAAAAAGACCAAAAGGAACUGAUUGAUUAAGAAUAGCAAAUGUGUUUAGAAAGAAAUAGAUGCUGCUUUGUUUAAUAUGAAUGGGGGCAUAGGUUCCUGCAGCAUACUGUGAGACCUCUUAAGGAGAGGACUUGGAUACCAGAGAAGCAUGAUGGUAUGGUAGAUACACUCAUGAUAGAGUGCAGUACCACCACUUGUUAUUAUAGUAAAAGCUUUUCAUUUACCAGCAGAAAGUUUGAAAUAUGAAAGAUUAAGUACAGAAAAUAAGAAUUACUUCCCAACAGCAGACAAUGAUGUAUGCAGGUUACAAAACCUAAAUCAAAAUGAAAGAUGUGAAAAAAAGUAAUGUAUAAUUCUUGUGGGAGGCAUUUCUUUCAGUGCAUCUGUCUACUUGAUAUGGACUGGUAGUCAACUUUGUGGGUUUCAGUGAAGAGUUACUGAAAGCCAACAAAGAAACCUUAGCAGCAGAAUCCCAAGAUUUUGAAAGCUUCUCAGCUGAAGGUAGGAAAGUUGAAAGAAUUCUAAUGUUAAAGCUGAUGGAGGUGGGAAAGAAAGAAAGAAAGAAAGAAGUGUUCAUUAUGGCUGUUCCCAAAUCCUAAAAUACCAGAAUCCAGAACAUUUGCCUCAGAAAUUGUAUCUUCAAACAGGGCAUGGUCUAUCUCAUUAGAUGUCAAAGAAAUGAGAAUCCGAGGAAUGGUAGGAACUCAUUCAUUGAGAUCCUUUACAGUUUUCUAAAGGGUUAUGAAAUAGUCAGGAAAAGAUUAUACCAAAGUUUUGGGCUGGUGAUUUGAAAACAUCUUGAAAUAGAUACAGCAUGCAAAUACUACUAUUUUUUAAUAGUUUCUAUUUUGUAAAUUACUUCUUAUUGCGGGGAUGAACCUUAUUGCCAUUCCAGAUUCCACCACUGUGACAGACCAAAAGUGUUGAUACGAAACAGUGGGUGAAAUCUACUGGGUAUCUGCUAGUACUCUUCUUUUAGACUAAAUGUGAAAAACUGUUUUAAGUUCUUUAUCUGCUAGACAGCUGGACCUCUAGGGACCGUUAAGGCAGGGCUGACAAUAGGUUUGCGCACAGGUGGGUUUGAAUGAAAAUCCAGUGAUCUGGAAGGAACUGUGUGUGCAUGAGUGUGGAUGAGAGAUACAGAGAAACACCACAGCAGUGCAUACAAAAGCAGCAGAGAAACUCUGGAGAAGCACUUGAAACAGAACACCUGGGAAAAAAGAGUCCAAAGAGUGCUAUGGGACAAGUGCCACACAGGAAAUGCUGGGAACCAUGAGCUCCAUGGAAAAAGCUUUCCUUCAUUUGCGUCAUAUUGAAUUUAGGACAACAGAACUGUAUGUAUACUAUACAUAAAUAAACAUGAUUGCGCCAAAGAGAUAACUGACUUAUAAUUGUCUUUCCCUUCUAUGUGACCCUUUUUUUUUUUUUUAGCUUACUGGUUGGGUCCAAAGGAUAUCCAUAAUUUGGAUGGUUUGGGAAAUCUAGUUCAACAGUGUGAAACCAGCAAAUCCCCGUAAAGGGGAGUUUCAUGAAUAGAGUUUUGCCUUUUUUCCCCCUCCCUUUUCCUCUCUCCACCUGAUAGUAGAGUGGCUUAAUACCGAGUAUCUUGGCUACCAUUAAGGGACUUGGAGAAAACAGAUUAUCAGGUAAGAAAUGAGCUAUGUUAUGGAUAUGCAUUAUAAAAAGGCAAAAUGGUCCUUUUAGACAAAGUCUGAGAAAGAGGUUAUAUUGUUUUCAUGUGCUAUGCCUACAUAUAAUUUAUAGGAAAAUUAAAAUUUACUAAUUGUUUUUACUUUUUUUUUUUACAAUAAUUAUGGUCUUGCUAAGGUAUGGAAGUGACCUAAUAGUUACAAUUGUGACCUCUAAGUUAUUGUUAAUUUUACUGUCAGUAUGUGCUUCACAUCUCCUACUUAAUGGUAUGCUAAUUGUACAGCAGGAUGUCACAUUCUCCAACAUACAGAUUCCCUAUUUCAAUUACAGCUAAGUAAAUCUCCAUUACUAAUGAGUAAGCAUUUCUUUUCCAUGUACAUUUGCAUUAUAAUGGACAUUUUCUUUAUGCGCUAAAAUUAUUCUUUCCUUGACAACAACUAUAUAUUUUAUUCUACAGUAAAGGCUACGACAUGAUGAUUCAUUCCUUUCUCUUGGGUUUAUCUGUAUUUAAAUUGUCAAAUGUUCUCGAUAGCCUGACAUUUUCUGUCCCAUGUUAUUUUUCUGUACUUCCAGAAUAAAUUUAUGUAUUUGCUUUAAGACAACCUACUUAAGACAAAUCACAAAAAAAGUAAGCUUACGUGUCGGUCAUAAAUUAAGCUGUAUUUUUGAAUAUGUUGCAUUGUUUCAUUCAUGUUGCUGAGAAAUCUGAACUGUUUAUGUCAGUGCAAAGUGACCUUUAUGAUAUAAUGUUUGACUGAUUUGAAUAUAAAGAAAAGGGACCACAAGUGACCCAUAUCACUGCAAGAUCCCACUCUGCUUAACAGAGCAUAGCUCUUUGGCUAUUAAAUACAAUCCCCCAAACAGACAUUUGCUGCCCUGCUGAUGCAUUUCUCUACAGAUGCAACGGGCAGCUGAGUAAAAUGAAGGGGGAAAGCCUCCUGUUACAUCUGAGCUAUGCAGCUUUGCUGCCAAAUCUGCUCCCUCUUGGGGGUUGUGGCCAGUCACUGGGUGCUGCUGAACUGCUGAACUUGGGCAGCCGGGUGCUGCCGGCAGAGGAUUCCCUUCGUCUGCCAGCACCGUGACAUGAGAGGCUUUCCCUGCCCUGCAUCAGGAAAAAAAGAUACUGGCAAAUUGAGUCCCUGUGGCGGAGAUCCUUCCUUCAUUCCGCAUGGCCCCAGGAAAAUAUAUCACCUUUUAUACACAAAUAAGGACUGCCUACGGUAUGCAGCCUUUUUCCCAGACAGCAGCAAAAAACAAGGACUGGGAAACAGAAAAUCAUGACUGGUAUUGUUUUGAAUGCCAUUUGCCUGGAGAGGUGUUGAUAUGUGACCUGUGUUUUCGUGUGUAUCAUUCCAAGUGUUUGUCUGAUGAGUUCAGGCUUAGAGACAGCAGUAGUCACUGGCAGUGCCCAGUUUGCAGGAGUAUCAAGAAGAAAAACACAAGUAAACAAGAGAUGAGCACAUACCUGCGAUUCAUAGUCUCUCGUAUGAAGGAGCGGGCUAUAGAUCUAAACAAGAAAGGGAAGGACAACAAACACCCAAUGUAUAGAAGGCUGGUGCACUCAGCUGUUGAUGUUCCUACUAUACAGGAGAAAGUAAAUGAAGGAAAGUACAGGAGUUAUGAGGAGUUCAAAGCAGAUGCUCAGCUGCUUCUACACAACACAGUGAUUUUCUAUGGAGCGGACAGUGAACAAGCUGAUAUAGCAAGGAUGCUUUACAAAGACACAUGUCAUGAACUGGAUGAACUGCAGCUUUGCAAGAACUGUUUCUAUUUGUCAAAUGCGCGACCUGACAAUUGGUUCUGCUAUCCUUGUAUACCUAAUCAUGAGUUGGUUUGGGCCAAAAUGAAAGGCUUUGGGUUUUGGCCAGCCAAAGUCAUGCAGAAAGAGGACAAUCAAGUUGAUGUUCGCUUUUUUGGCCAUCACCACCAAAGGGCCUGGAUCCCCUCUGAAAACAUUCAAGAUAUCACAGUGAACAUCCAUCGGCUGCACGUGAAACGCAGUAUGGGGUGGAAGAAGGCCUGUGAUGAGCUGGAACUGCACCAGCGUUUUCUUCGUGAGGGGAGAUUCUGGAAAUCAAAGAAUGAAGAUAAAGGGGAAGAGGAGGCAGAGUCAAGUAUCUCUUCUACCAGCAAUGAGCAGCUGAAGGUUACUCAGGAACCAAGAGCAAAGAAAGGACGACGUAACCAGAGUAUGGAACUCAAGAAAGAAGAGCCAGAACCUGAAACUGAAGCAGUAAGUUCAAGCCAGGAAAUUCCCACAAUGCCUCAGCCCAUUGAAAAAGUUUCAGUCUCAACUCAGACCAAGAAGUUAAGUGCCUCUUCUCCAAAAAUGCUGCAUCGGAGCACCCAGACAAGUAAUGAUGGAGUGUGUCAGAACAUGUGCCAUGACAAAUACACCAAAAUCUUUAAUGAUUUCAAGGACAGGAUGAAAGCUGAUCACAAAAGAGAAACUGAGAGAGUUGUGCGAGAGGCAGUGGAAAAGCUGCGUACGGAGAUGGAAGAAGAGAAAAGGCAGGCUGUAAAUAAAGCUGUGGCCAAUGCACAAGGAGAGAUGGACAGAAAAUGUAAGCAGGUAAAGGAGAAGUGCAAAGAAGAAUUUUUAGAAGAAAUUAAGAAGCUAGCAGGCCAGCACAAGCAACUGAUUUCCCAGACCAAGAAGAAGCAGUGGUGCUACAACUGUGAAGAGGAGGCCAUGUACCACUGCUGCUGGAACACUUCCUACUGCUCCAUCAAGUGUCAGCAGGAGCACUGGCAUGCCGAACACAAACGUACCUGCCGCAGAAAAAGAUGAAAGAGUUGUGACUCCCCUAGAAAACCACCCCGAUGAUUGCUAUUCUCAGACACAGCGGUUUUUGUUUCCAAGAAGCCAAAAUUGUUUAGAAUUUGCUUCCCAUUUUGCACCAGCCUUUAAACACUUUUCGUAAAUGAAAUUUUGCACAGUAAUUUCAAUCUUCUGUUUAAUGCUCCUCCAAAAUUUUGUCGGCAAAAUGAAUUUAACAUCUGUGGGAGCAGGUUACUUUAAAUAAUUUUAAACUAGAGGAUUUGUUGCAUUUUCAGCAAAUUUUAAAACAUUUUUAGGUUUUACAGAGAUUUUAAUCUUUAAAAACAGCAGAUCUAAAGAUAAAAAAGUCAUGCAAGUUUAAAAAAAAAGAACGUUUAAAAACUAGAUCUGAAUGUAAGAAAUGUAGAACUGUUACAGAAAAACAAAGCAUACUACCUUGAUGUAACAUUUAUUUCUUAACCUUGUUGAGCUGGUUUUGUUCAGCUUAAUUUUACUGUUUAAAGGCAUUAUCUAUUGGUUAUACCAGUGGGUACAUGAUUGAAUUUGGGAACAGGGUUGACACAGCAGGUGCUAGUCCUGCGUAUUUUUUCUUAAAUAUUUCCCAACUGUGUUUUAUUUUCAUUAUUUCUUUUCAAUAUAUAACUUUUAUAACAAAAUAUUAGCUUUGAUCUUGUAGUUUAAAAUCACAGGGAACUGGGGUAAUCUUUUACUGAGCUGGAUCUUAGAGAAAAAUGAAUAUUUAAAUUUCGAAGUUUGCACAUUUCAUCUUUGUCCUAACAUGAGUGCUUGUAACAAGAAUAAGAAAAGCCAAAAAAACAACAAAAAAACCCAACUACCUUUAUUCAUACAUGGAAUUAUGAGGCAAAUUUCUUUAUUGUGCCCCCCUUCAGCCUCCCCAAUCCAAUGUCAUUUGACUGCCUAUGAUCUGGUGUCACCUGGUCCAUUGUAACUUGAUAAUAAAAAGAGAAAAAGCACUUAAGUUUCACAGAAGCCGUUAUGUUUGUAGUAAUGGGUCAUUGCCUAAUAAUGAGCUCCAUCACUGUACUCAGAAUGAAGAAUAAUGCAUGUUAAUUUUCUUGUAUUAAAGAUGCCGUGAUUUGUAAAAAGUCUGUAUUUUGCGGAAUGUCUGGAUUAAGAAGCAUUACCAAUAGGAAUGGAUCGAUAGUUGAAAAAUGAUUUUCUUUUUUGUUUGUUUUAUAUAUAGAUAUAUGAAUUGCAUCCAUGUUCAGAGACAAUUUUUUAAAUAGAUGUAAAGCUUACUUAAAUAGCUUUUCUUUUAAAGUGUCUCCGCAUUUUAGUUUCUUUAAAAGAUUGGUCUUAGACUGAGUCAUAUGCCCAUUAAUCAUCCAGCUAUUUUUUGAGAAGUUAGAGGAAUAAUUUGUAAAUAUUUAUUUAGAUCUUUGAUAUUUAUUGAAAGCAAUUACAUGAUGGAACGAUGGAAGCUGAAGAAUCAGGAGGAGAGCCUUUAAAAAAGUUUUCUCUAGGAUUUGUCAGGGUCAUUGUAAAGAUGAAAAUAUAACUAAGACUUCUGUGAACUACCACUGGAAUCCUGAUCAUUUUUACUUACAGUGGUGAUAUAAGUUAAUUGACUAGAUACUGCCAAAUAAUGCCCAAUAUGUUGCAGAAAUUAAGUGGUAAAUUGAUUGGAAAAAAUAGUAAGUAGAUGGUAACUUGUAUUACCACAGCUACAUUAUUGCCUGAUAAAUGUGUAAUUAACUUUUGUCGCCUCUGUGUUGUGACUGUAAAACACUUCACAACUAAAAAUCAAUCUUGUUCGAUUACUUUACAAGUUCCAAAACUUCGAUCCACCCCUAUGAAAGCAAGUUAUUGUGGAAAUAUUUUUGGUGUAAAAUCAUUCCAGAAUAUGUAAUAUUUAUCUGAUAGCUGCAUGAAAGUAAGAUUCGUGUUACUUUGGCUUUUUUGUCUCUGUUGACACGGUUGCACAUUUCCAAGUUACUACAGCGUGAAAACUGUGUGUUUUAAAGAAAAAAAAAACAAAACAAAACAACAAAAAAAAAAGAUUGUGGCCUGGUUUUGUAUAAGUUUUAGGUAAAAUUACAAUUGAUUGUUUUA
Molecule: messenger RNA, 11199 nt
Organism: Athene cunicularia (burrowing owl)
Lineage: Eukaryota; Metazoa; Chordata; Aves; Strigiformes; Strigidae
Gene: ZMYND11
Product: zinc finger MYND-type containing 11
Exons: 14
Coding region: 7513-9135 (540 amino acids)
Biological process (GO): regulation of transcription elongation by RNA polymerase II
Molecular function (GO): transcription corepressor activity; DNA binding; protein binding
Source: RefSeq, a predicted model, not a curated record